ACACAUCCGUGUUAGGGAAUUGUUUUGAUGGUAGACGUCAGAUUUCAUGGGGAAAACGUUGUUUAUUUUCUAAGCUUUCUCGGUCAUUUAUCUGAAGGCAACGUCAACAACAUAUGUUAUUUGUCAGUAGGGGUUGUUUUGUAGAGUUAUAGCCAACUAACUCUAGCUAAUGCAUCUCACGGCAGGUAACGUUAGCUAGCUAAUGUUAACUGUCAGUCUAGCUAGCUGGGUGAGUAGUUAGCCAAGCAUCGUUAGCUUGUUUCCAGCGACGCAGGCUAACAGAGCAGUCUUUAUCUUAAACGGCUUGUACGUUACUUUGUAGCUACCUAACUAGCACAGCUGUGGUCCUUCUCUACAGCGUAUUUAUAUACAGAUAGCUAGCUAACGUUAUUUACCACGGUUUCUUGCCUAGCUUUGCUAACUAGCCAGCAAAAUGGGUUAGGUUGUGGUGUUGACCAAACGAAGCUCAGUUAUUGAACGUGAUUUCUAAACUGCCAAUCAUAACCAGACACCCCAGUUGAACCAGACAUUUAUAGCUACCAUAUGGUUUAUCCAGCUAAUAUUAUCUAGUUAGCAUUGCUGCAAUUCAAUCAGGGAUCUUCCAAUAACGUCAUGCCAUGGUGCUAAGAAGGUUACUGAGAAAACGUUGGGUGCUAGGUGUGGUGUUUGGGCUGUCUUUGAUCUACUUCCUAACCAGCACCCUGAAACAGGAGGAGAGAACCAUACGGGAUCGCAACCUGUUGGAGGCCAGGGACCCGGAUCACCGGAUCCCAUGGAAAGUCAGGUUCAACCUGGGCAACAGUAGCAGGCAGAUCACUCAGUGCCGGAACUCCAUUCAGGGCAAAACGCUGCUCACAGAUGAACUGGGUUAUGUGUGUGACAGAAACGAUCUGCUGGUGAAUGGUUGCUGUAAUGUCAAUGCCCCCAGCUCAAGACAGUACAUUUGUAAAAGCUGUCUGGCCAACGGCUGCUGCAACAUCUACGAGCACUGUGUGUCCUGCUGCCUCCAGCCUGAUAAGCAACCUCUUCUAGAGAGUUUCCUCAACAGAGCUGCAGAUGGCUUCCAGAACCUAUUCACAGCCGUGGAGGACCACUUUGAGCUGUGUUUAGCCAAGUGUCGAACUUCAUCGCAGAGUGUCCAACAUGAAAAUACCUACAGAAAUCCACAAGCAAAAUACUGUUAUGGAGAAAGUCCACCUGAACUCCUGCCUAUAUGAUUGUUUGGACCUACGAUACUGUAUAAAAACUAAUAACGGUCCUCUGGGACCUAUGAGACUGUAUAGAAACUAAUAACGGUCCUCUGGGACCUACGAGACUGUAUAGAAACUAAUAACGGUCCUCUGGGACCUACGAAACUGUAUAGAAACUAAUAACGGUCCUCUGGGACCUACGAGACUAUAGAAACUAAUAACGGUCCUCUGGCACCUACAAGACUGUAUAGAAACUAAUAACGGUCCUCUGGGACCUAUGAGACUGUAUAGAAACUAAUAACGGUCCUCUGGGACCUACGAGACUGUAUAGAAACUAAUAACGGUCCUCUGGGACCUACGAGACUGUAUAGAAACUAAUAACGGUCCUCUGGGACCUACGAGACUGUAUAGAAACUAAUAACGGUCAUCUGGGACUUACGAGACUGUAUAGAAACUAAUAACGGUCCUCUGGGACCUACGAGACUGUAUCGAAACUAAUAAUGGUUGUCUGGGACUUACGAGAAUGUAAAGAAAACUAAGAGUCCAACUAAGAGCCAAGAGACACACCUUGAUACUCCGUGGAAAGACGGGAUUCCCCUUCAUCUUGUGUCGACAUAAUGGCCUUGAAACGUCUGACACCAUACGGUGCUUAACAGAUGGGAGCCACCAAGAACACCAAACCCUGUAUAGAGGGGAUUUGACUGACAAUAACGGACGCCAUGUUGAACCUUUUGAUGAAGUAAUGAGAGUAACAGUCUCUACAUAUGGCUCUGAAGAACACUAUCGUAACCUCACAAUGGACAAAUACUGUAUGUGAUAUAGCUAUAUUAUUUACACUUCAUAAGUGCAUAGCUUCAUAACUUCAUCAGUGAUGAUCAUCAGGGCUCAUUAAACCAGUUAGGAUUCACCUCAUGCUGCCAUUGUUCCACAUUAUGGUCAUGUUCAUUAGGGCACGCAACAGAAAAUGUUUAAAAAUGUUUGAGUCUCACAUGUUUUAGUCUUUUUGGUGCAAAAUGAACACGACUCAUGUUAUAAAGGUCUGUAUUUAAUGCCUGAUGAUAUACUGAAGGUUGUUAUUGGUUGUUUAGUCCUUAUUGUUGAAUAUAAAAACAAAACUAAAGAAUGUCUACUUUUGUGUGUAGUCGUGCAUGGAUAUUGACUGACUGGUUAUUUAAUAAAGUGACUGUGAAAGUUA
This is a messenger RNA of Oncorhynchus keta (chum salmon), 2385 nucleotides long. Its product is annotated as SREBP regulating gene protein. The record is from RefSeq and is a predicted model, not a curated record. Lineage: Eukaryota; Metazoa; Chordata; Actinopteri; Salmoniformes; Salmonidae. Bases 618 to 1217 code for a protein of 199 amino acids. The transcript has 5 exons. Gene Ontology annotation, biological process: positive regulation of SREBP signaling pathway.